ACCAUAUAUAAUAUUUGCCGUCUUUCUCCAUAAGGCACCAAAGGCAACUGAACCAUUGUAACGAUAACACAAUGGGUUGUAUACAAAGCUUCAGGCAAUGCUGUGACCGGCCGAAAAAUACCUAUGUCCGAAUUAGUCUUCCAGCAGUGUGUUUCGUAUGGCAAAUUGCCAUGAUCAUCUUAUUCGGCAUUUUUAUCCGUUAUAACGAGGAAUCCGACGCACAUUGGAUAGAGCAUAAAACAUUUAAUAACAUAUCCAGUAACAUUGAGAACGACUUCUAUUUCAGAUAUCCAAGUUUCCAGGAUGUCCAUGUGAUGAUCUUUGUGGGCUUCGGUUUCCUCAUGACCUUCCUGAAGCGCUACAGCUUCGGUGCCGUUGGCUUCAACUUCCUCAUCGCCGGCUUCGGCCUUCAGUGGGCACUUCUGAUGCAGGGAUGGUUCCACUCUCUGGACCCAAUGGACGGCAAGAUCAAGAUCGGCGUGGAGAGCAUGAUCAAUGCAGACUUCUGUGUAGCCAGCUGCCUGAUAGCGUACGGGGCGGUGCUAGGCAAGGUGAGCCCAGUCCAGUUGAUGGUGAUGACGCUUUUUGGAGUCACUCUGUAUGCUGUGGAGGAGUAUAUCAUCCUCAGCCUCAUACAUGCCAGGGAUGCUGGUGGCUCCAUGGUGAUCCACACAUUUGGGGCUUAUUAUGGUCUGUCCAUCUCGUGGAUGCUGUACCGGCCCAACCUGGACCAGAGCAAGCAUCGGAUUGGCUCCGUCUAUCAUUCAGACGUCUUUGCCAUGAUCGGAACCCUGUUCCUGUGGAUGUUCUGGCCUAGUUUUAACUCGGCCAUCUCGGACCACGGGGAUGGGCAGCAUAGAGCAGCCAUCAACACCUACCUGUCCCUGGCCGCCACUGUCCUCACCUCCAUAGCCAUCUCCAGUCUCUCCCAGAAGACCGGCAAGCUGGACAUGGUUCACAUCCAGAACGCCACACUGGCCGGGGGAGUUGCCGUGGGAACGGCAGCGGAAUUCAUGCUAAUGCCUUAUGGGUCUCUGAUUGUAGGAUUCUGCUGUGGCAUCAUCUCCACCCUGGGCUACAUUUAUAUCACGCCAUUCAUGGAGAAACAUCUGAAGAUCCAUGACACGUGUGGCAUCCACAACCUCCAUGCCAUGCCUGGGGUCAUAGGGGGCAUUGUGGGCGCCAUCACUGCUGCAGCCGCCAGUAAAGGUGUCUAUGGCAAGGAGGGGUUGACAAACACGUUUGACUUUGAUGGGAAAUGGAAAGAUAUGUUGCCGACCCAGCAGGGAGGACACCAGGCAGCAGGGCUCUGUGUUGCCCUCUGCUUUGGAAUCGGAGGAGGAAUCAUUGUUGGCUGUAUCCUGAGGUUACCAAUCUGGGGGGAUGCUCCUGAUAACAGCUGCUUUGAUGAUGACAUCUACUGGGAGUUACCUGAGGAUGAAGAGAACAAUCCACCUACCGUGGAGUACAAUAACCACAUGCGGAACAAGGACUUAACAGAAUCGAAUAUAUCUUUGGAACGGAGACAGAACUGACGCUAGAGCCUGAUGUCAUCUCCCCCCUGCACUUUCAACUAAUGGUCCUAUCCUACACUGACUCCUGCUGGACAGAAACCAGUCAUCUCCUCUUCACCACUCUUUAUACUGUUCUGUUCAUGGAAUGUAUAGAAACACUGAUACUUGUUAUCUUUAAUGAAAUCACAUUGGAAAAUAAUAAAAUAGACAGAUAAAAUUGAUGGUGGCAUGUUUUAUCACCAGUCAGGCAUAUGUCGAAUCACAAGCAGACUCUUAAUCAUUCAUAUUAACUGUAAAAUAGGCUACUGUAUGUGACUGUACACAAUGUCUUUAUACAGCCCACACCUCCGGUGAUGCUGGUGCUCCAAUAAUUAUUGCAGUUUUUUUAGGUCCCUUUGCUGGGGUGUUUCAUAGGGGGGCCAAGGGGGGACCAAGAACCGUUCAUGGGUGGCAAUGGGAAAUCAGCAAAUUGGCUUCAACUAUGAUGUAUUGAAUAGCUGUUUCAACUGGUCAUUUUCGUCUGCCCUAAUCUAUUUAAAUAAAACAAUAAUUCA
Molecule: messenger RNA, 2068 nt
Organism: Oncorhynchus mykiss (rainbow trout)
Lineage: Eukaryota; Metazoa; Chordata; Actinopteri; Salmoniformes; Salmonidae
Gene: rhcg1-b
Product: Rhcg1-a
Biological process (GO): ammonium homeostasis; ammonium transmembrane transport
Cellular component (GO): plasma membrane
Molecular function (GO): ammonium channel activity
Source: RefSeq, marked provisional